AUGGCGACCUCCAUGAUCGUCCCGAAGCGGCCCUUCGUCGCCUUGCCUUUCCUUCUCCCAUCAUGGACAGAUGCCCUCGCUUCGGGUUCUCGACGCUAUCAAUCUUCCUACCGUCGUACUAAGCAACGUCUUCGGGUCAAGCCAGAUGCCUCAUUUGGUCCUUCACGCCAGACUCGUGAUCACAUCAUCCACAAUCCUCCUUCCAGCGCUCCUUCUGUCUAUCACACACCCAGCAAGUUCUUACCUGCCAAUGACGUCCGGAGAGCUAUGCGCACCGAGAAGCCCGCAACCACAGAUGCCAACGAGCUUCCCGGCGUCUACAAGACUGAAGCUGAGAGAAAAUACCACUUGAACCCCUCCGAUAUCGAAGAAAUCCGCACCCUCCGAUUGGCCGACCCUAUGACCUGGAGUCGACACAAGCUGGCCAAGCGCUUUGAGUGCUCGCCACUAUUUAUUGCUAUGGUCUGUGAGGCUAGUCCCGAGAAGAAACAGAUUCAGAAGCAAGUCCUCGAAGCAGUGCAAUCACGAUGGGGACCGAAGCGACGGAUGGCCAGGGAAGACCGCCAAUUGCGUCGGGAGGCCUGGGGCCGUGAUGAAUAA
Penicillium malachiteum is the source of this 600-nucleotide messenger RNA. RefSeq names its product mitochondrial 54S ribosomal protein mL58. The record is from RefSeq and is a predicted model, not a curated record. Lineage: Eukaryota; Fungi; Ascomycota; Eurotiomycetes; Eurotiales; Aspergillaceae. The transcript has a single exon. Bases 1 to 600 code for a protein of 199 amino acids. Gene Ontology annotation, molecular function: structural constituent of ribosome. Gene Ontology annotation, cellular component: mitochondrial large ribosomal subunit.